Molecule: messenger RNA, 755 nt
Organism: Ceratina calcarata
Lineage: Eukaryota; Metazoa; Arthropoda; Insecta; Hymenoptera; Apidae
Gene: mRpL11
Product: mitochondrial ribosomal protein L11
Exons: 3
Coding region: 108-695 (195 amino acids)
Biological process (GO): translation
Cellular component (GO): mitochondrial large ribosomal subunit; ribosome
Molecular function (GO): structural constituent of ribosome; large ribosomal subunit rRNA binding
Source: RefSeq, a predicted model, not a curated record
UAUACUAAGCAUGUGAAGUUAGUCCCUGUCACUACGUAAAUUUUGGGGUCAAAUGUGCAUACUUUGCAGUUAUUACAGAUUGAGAAAGUUUUAAAUAAUAAGCGAAAAUGUCUAAGGCAAUGAAAAGGGGGGGUAUGAUGAGAAAGGCGUUACCAAAGGUGGAGCAUAAGACACCUCUGCGAACAAACAUUCCAGCGGGGAUGGCGAGUGCUAAACCACCGCUGGGCUCUCAACUCGGACAGAGGAACAUUAACGUACCGAAUUUUUGCAAAGAUUUUAAUACAAGAACGCAGGAUUACAAAGAAGGCAUACCUUUACCAUGCCGCGUUAAAGUGAAAGGAGAUGGAACUUACGAUCUAGUCAUUCACAAACCUCCAGCAACUUAUUUCUUGAAACAAGCAGCUGGGAUUGAAAAAGGAAGGAUGAGAAAAGGGGACGUAGCAGGAAAAAUAACGUUCAAACACUUAUAUGAGAUUGCUUGUAUUAAAGCAGAAGACCCACCCUUAGCAUUACUGAAUUUACAGCAAAUUUGUCAAAUGCUCGUCGGCAUAGCGAGAACAUGUGGUAUAGAAAUUGUCCGUACUUUAGAUCCUGAGGAACAUGCUGAAUUCAUGAAACAGAGGGAAGAGGCAGUUCAGAACUUUUUGGAUGAAUUGCAAGCAGCCAAGGAAACUAAAGUACUUAGGGCAGUUUAAACUUCUGUAUCAGUUUCUUGUACAUAUGAAAUAAAAAGAAUAGAAUGUAAUUGUAAAACG